Betta splendens (Siamese fighting fish) is the source of this 1208-nucleotide messenger RNA. It is a transcript of the gene ppp1r27b, whose product is annotated as protein phosphatase 1, regulatory subunit 27b. Gene Ontology annotation, molecular function: phosphatase binding. The coding region runs from base 247 to 744 and encodes 165 amino acids. The transcript is spliced from 3 exons. The record is from RefSeq and is a predicted model, not a curated record. Lineage: Eukaryota; Metazoa; Chordata; Actinopteri; Anabantiformes; Osphronemidae.
CCCCAGCCGGAGGGACGCUCAUCUUCCAAAUCUCACCACUGAACGUGUGAGGUGUCACGUCUCAAAAUAGCUUGACAGAGACUAUAAGGAGCUGCAGAGACGCCCGGCCCACAGGAACAGCAUCACUGACCCACAGGAGACACUGGACAGCACAGAGCCACGCAGACGAGAUCCCACCGGUCCUACACAACAGGAGAACAGCCAACCUGAGGCUUGGAAGAGGGUUAGGUCGCCUGCCUGAGCAGAAUGAAGUUCUACCCGUGCCCUGUGUCCCAGACCAUGGGAAUCGAGGCUUACACCCAAGACUGCGGCAUCCCAGUCAAGAGCUCUGCCUCCCUGAAGUCAAUACGCAGCGUGCACUUCCCCAACGACAUCGUCUUCAGGGACUACGUGCAACACGGCGAGCUGGAGAGGAUCGGACGCUUUAUCCAAGCCAAGCAAGUCGCCCUGGACACCAUCUACCAGUCCGGCAUGGCUGCCAUCCAUGAGGCCGUGCUGUCUGGGAACCUUGAGUGCGUGAAGCUGCUGGUCCAGCAUGGAGCCGACAUCCAGCAGAGGGACGAGGAGGGCUGGACCCCGCUGCACAUGGCCUGCAGCGACAGCUUCCCACACAUCGCACGCUACCUCCUCUCGCUGGGCGCUGACCCUGAGCUUGAGAACGACUGCGGCGAGAAGCCAGCCGACCUCAUUGACCAGGAGAGCAGGGAGCUGCUGGAGAUCUUCGGGCGAACGGACGAUGACUGAGACUGUUUUUUUUUUUUUUUUGCUGGUUUUACCUGAAACCCAACCUGAAAGCUGCUGGCCCGUCCUGUGACAGAUGAGCCACAUCAGCGCGGCAUCCUGAGGUCAGCGCCCGUGGAUGUGGUGGGAGGACGCCUGAGCCCCCUGGCUGGCUCCUGAGGGGAGGGACGAUUCGUUGUUAGAGGCUUGUCUGGUGCAGCAGUGCAGUGUUAGCUACUCUGUAAAGCCUGUUUUAUACUGCAGUGACGGGAGUCAAAGGACUGUGAGCUGUAGCUUGUGUUUGGCCUGUCCAGGGCCUCUGACUCAUUAGGGUUUGCUCCUCCAUGUGCUUCCACAUUAACAAAACCAACGCCUUGUUUGUAGAUUUGUUUCUAUUUGUUCAGAAGUCAUGUUCAUAACUUUAUACUGUAUUUUUAGAUAUCAGAACUUUUUUUAUUUUUUUGAUAAAAUAAAUUGAUCAGACACUA